Messenger RNA from Drosophila bipectinata, 3481 nucleotides. RefSeq names its product phospholipid-transporting ATPase IF. Gene Ontology annotation, biological process: phospholipid translocation. Gene Ontology annotation, molecular function: magnesium ion binding; ATPase-coupled intramembrane lipid carrier activity; ATP binding. NCBI's taxonomy places the organism in Eukaryota, Metazoa, Arthropoda, Insecta, Diptera, Drosophilidae. Gene Ontology annotation, cellular component: plasma membrane; endoplasmic reticulum. The record is from RefSeq and is a predicted model, not a curated record.
GUGUUUAUUUUGUGGUUAAUUACAAUAAAAACAUAUCGCAUCUUUGAAGCGGAUACCGUGUGACAGCCCACUUACGCGCGUGUAUAAACGCGAAUAAAGUUUGCAUUCUUAUCGGAAACUGACACUUGAGUGGACUAUUUUAGGCAAUUGGAAAGGUAGCAAAAAUUCAGUCAUAAUUCCACCUUAAGACUACCACGAGUGAACAUAACUCUACAUGUCAUAAAAAAUAUAAAACAAACGGCCUAGUUCUAUUGAAUUUGGAUAAUUAUGGGAGCCAAACAGAAACUCCCUGGCGAUCCCUUGCGCAUAAAAAUCGGUGGUAUCCCAUCCAAAAGGCAACCCCGAAACCGAGUGACUACCACUAAGUAUAAUUGGUUAACUUUCCUGCCCAUUAAUUUUUACGAUCAGUUUCGGCGCGCCGUUUACUUUUACUUUUUAAUCAUAACCAUCAUAUCGUUCUUCGUAAAUGACACUAUAUCUCCGCUCGUCUCGCUUCUGCCCUUGCUGUUUGUUAUGGUCCUUACAGCGCUAAAAGAGGGUUUAGAGGACCUUUCCAGAGCCAGAAGUGACAAAAUGUUCAAUUCAGCCAAAGUUACUGUUAUUCGGAAUGGCAAUGAACAAGUAAUUAGUUCUGAGUUUAUUAUGCCCGGCGAUCUUGUGAUAGUGACGAGUGAUAAUGACGUACCGUGCGACCUAGUCCUGCUUCAAUCUUCGGGACUAGAAAACAAAUGCUUUGUGAUCACAGCAAACCUGGACGGCGAGACGAAUGUGAAGACGAUAUUCGCUCCAGCGAACUAUGAGCUUUUCUCUGGGAACCCUUCGAGAAAGGAGACCAUUGUGUGCGAAAAAUCAUCCCCUGACCUUUACAGUUUUAAUGGCCGUAUAGAAAUGGACCCGUGCAGCGAAGCCGGAAACGUCAACGACAAUGGCGUCUUACCCCUGACCAUCGACAACCUUCUGCUACGCGGCGUCCGUGUCCAAGGAACAGAUCGGGUAAUAGGAUGUGCCAUUUACACGGGAAUGCACACUAAAUUGCAACUGAACAGCCGGUACACUGGCAACAAGUCAGCUUCCAGCGAGAGAUACAUCAACAAAUUCAUGGUGGUGCUCAUCGUGGGGAUGAUUUUGGUGGUGUUGGUUCUGUAUCUCAUCCAAAGAAACAAAGAGUCCAAAAUUGUACCAGCCAUGCCCCACUUAGGACCCCCCACGGACUUCAAUUCCGCUUGGCAAAUCUUCGAGGAUUUCCUUUCAUUCCUACUUCUUUUUAACUACAUGGUACCGAUUUCUGCGUACAUGAAUAUCGAAGUUUAUCGGGUUUUUGGUAGCUAUUUUAUGCACCACGAUCUCCACCUUUAUGAUGAGAAGAGCGACCAACCCUGUGAGGUCAAUUCUUCCAACUUAAAUGAAGAGCUUGGCCAAGUGAACAUCCUUUUCUCUGAUAAAACAGGAACACUCACCAAGAACCUGAUGAAAUUCGUUAAGUGCUACGUAUCUGAGAGAAGUUUCCACCUAGAAGGCGCCAAGCUUUUGUUGCCUGAAACUGGAGAGCAUUUGGAUUUGACCAGUUUUGGGGACUUGGAACAUACCUUCUUCAAGGCGUUAACCGUGUGCCACACCGUGGAAGUACAUAAGGGUUUGGGAGUAAAUUCUUCGGUAUCAGAGCAAAGUCUGCUGAUGAACGAUGGGAUCGUGGAAAAAUACCAGGCUUCUAGUCCGGAUGAGAAAGCACUGCUGGAAGGUUGUGCACGUUUAGGAAUUUCUUUUGUGGGGCAGAAAAGAAAUUUUCUUUAUAUUAAUAACUCUUGGGGUGUGAAAGAGGAGCUCCGCUUUGAGCGACUUCACGUCCUAGAAUUUAGCUCUGAACGGAAGCGGAUGAGCAUAAUAGUUAGAGAUGAGGCCGGCACUAUCUGGCUUUAUAGUAAGGGUGCCGAGAACGUAAUUUUUCCGAGAUGCAAUCCAAGUCUCCAACUGGAUCAGACAAAUGAUCAGGUGACAAAGUACGCUAAGGAAGGUUUGCGCACUCUUGCGGUUGCUAGGCGCACACUUACAGAAGAAGAUUUUUCUAAAUUUGAGGCUCAGUAUAAACACGCGAACACUCAGCUUAGCAACCGAAAGGAUCUUAUAUCAAAGUGUUACGAAACUGUGGAAGUUGGAAUGGAUCUUCUCGGUUGUACCGCUUUGGAGGACGCUUUGCAAGAUGACGUUAAUGAGACGCUCGAAGCCCUGCAGAGAGCUGGGCUAAAGAUUUGGGUUCUCACCGGAGACAAGAUAGAGACAGCUGUUAACAUCAGCCUAGCUUGUCACCAUAUUCCACAAGGUGCAAGGCCUCACUUCAUCAUCCAACAAACAAAAAAAAAAGAAUUGCUCAGUCGCUUGCGAGAAAUUGAAACUACUGACCCGGAGGUAUUGGUGAUCGACGGCACCACAAUUGCUGCCCUUCUAAAGCACUUGCCCCAACAGUUUUCUGACCUCGCCCUUCGCUGUCGGGCCGUUCUAUGCUGUCGAUUAAGUCCACUUCAGAAAAGCGAGAUUGUAUCAUUAAUCAAGCGACGAAAGAAGCACAUUACCGCGGCCAUUGGGGACGGGGCCAAUGACAUAUCUAUGAUCCAAGAGGCGCACAUCGGUAUAGGAAUCGCCGGUCGUGAAGGCAAGCAGGCGGCCCGAUGUGCCGAUUUUUCUGUAGUCCGUUUUGAAAUGCUGCGCCGUUUACUUUUAGUCCACGGGCACUAUAAUUCACAGCGUCUUGCCCUUAUGGUGCUCUUUUAUUGCUAUAAGAACAUCAUCAUCACUGGCUGCAUGGCACUCUUUCAGGUUUAUGAUCUCUUCUCGGCCACCAACGUCUACAACUCGCUUUACCUUUGGCUUUUCGACAUCGUCUACAUCUCCUUUAGUUUCACAUACCUCGCCCUAACUGAUAAGAAUUAUAAUGAAGAAACGCUGCUUAGGCAUCCCGAGUUAUACCAAAAGUUGGCGCACAACAAGCAUGCAUCAAUGGGCGUAUUUGGAUUGUGGAUGCUUAAUGGAUUCGUGCAUUGUUUUAUAAUAUUUUAUUUCGCCUACGCUGUACUUAAUAAUGAAAAUGUGGUACACACGGUAGGACAGACUGCCAGCUUUCAGACCUUUGGCACUAUGCUAAUUACUAUAAUUGUGAUAGUGGGAAACCUUAAACUCCUACUAAUAGCCCGGUAUAUGACUUACAUAAACAUUGUUCUGAUAUUCGUUUCAAUCGCAGCGUACAUGAUCACUACGUUUCUAUAUAACUUGUACAAAGGCGGGGAGCUUUUUGACGUCUAUAAUCAGUUCCUGGCAUCCCUACCCCUUUGGCUGUACACGAUUAUUUGUUCGGUGGCGUGCCUACUUCCAGACCUUGCGGUGAAGAUCAUGAGAGAUCUGCGACGACAGACUAAUACCGGCGAUGAAACCAAAUCCGACAAUAAGAUCCACAAACCUGUCGAAGAGAAAGUAUAGCAUUGCCAAAGGC